AGGAGACUUGGAAUUGGAGAGGGAGCCGCCGCUGCGCCGCGUUUGUGGCCCGGCGCACCAUCUCAUUCCGCCGAGGGCUGCCUCCCCCUCAAAUUGGAACCAGUGCGUUGCCAGUAAACGGAGACACGCACCCAAACUCCAAUGGAUGCAUUCGCUACGCUGGGGCCCGCCGAGGACCGGCCGCUCCCGCCGCCGCCGGUUGCGGGCGGGAUGACGAUGCAGCCGGCGGUGCCCGACCCGAUGUCCGGGGCGAGCUUGUUCCCGCCGGCGACGGCGAUGCCGGCGCCGACCGCACCCGAGCCACCGAUGCCGGCGAUGCCGGCGAUGCCGGCCGCACCACAGUCCGGCGCGAGCCUCUUCCCCGCGGCGCCGCCCAUGCCGACGUCGGCGCCGGUGCCGCCCGUGCCGCCGAUCCCCGCGGCGGCGGCGGCCGGCACCGGAGGGGCCGCGCCGGCGCUGCUCAGCCCCACGGGCACGGCCAUUUUCGGCGCCGUCGCCGAGCCGACGGCGCCCCAGUCGAACACGCCCGAGUUCAACAACGUCCAGCUCUGGAAGGACGGCUUUCACCAGGGCAUGGCUCCGGACACGGCGCUGCCGCCGGGCGCGCGCGCGAUGCCGGGCAUGGCCGCGAUGCCGCCCGCGACGCCCGCGGCGAAUCCGUCGCCGAAGCUCAUGGUCACGCCGACGCCGCUCAAGGUGGCGAACAUGCUCGCGGCGCCGCUGGACCUCGCGCAACCGCCGGCGCCCGCGCCCGCGCAGCCCCAGGCGCCGAACUCGUUCUCGGCCCCCUUGGUGCCCCAAGGGCCGCCGGCGCCGGGAAUCGACUCGUUCGCGGCGCCGGCGGCCGCGUUCGCGGCGCCGCCGCCGCCGCCGCGCGCGCCCGAGGUCGCGCCGGACGCCUUCCCGCCGCGCGCGCCCGUGGCGGCGGUGACGGGCGGCGCGGCCCUCUUCGGCGCGCCGCCGCCGACGGGCGCGGCGCUCUUCGGCGCGGCGUCGCCGAGCGACGCCGACAGCGACGCGGCGAGCGCCUUCGGCACGCCGGCCAAGCCCGUCGUGCUCGGCGGCGGCGGGUCGCCGUCGCCGCCGCCGACGUCGCGCAGCGGCUCGUUCUCGCCGCGCGGCGCGGGCAAGCACUUCCGCGAGUUCACGCCGCCGCCGCCGGCCCCCGAGGAGGCCUUCGGCGCGCCGCCGCCCGUCUCCGUCGGGGGGUCCGCUGCCGCCGCUGCGGCUGCUGCGUUCUCCGCGCCCGCGGCGCCGGCAGAUCCAUUUUCUGCGCCGCCACCUGUCAACCAGGUGCCGAGCGACCCGUUCGGCGCGCCCGCGGCGCCGAGCAAUUCAUUUUCCGCGCCCGCGGCGCCGGCCGAUCCCUUUUCUGCGCCGCCGUCACCUGUCAACCAGGCGCCAAGCGACCCUUUCGGCGCCCCGGCGGCGCCGGCAGAUCCCUUUUCUGCGCCGCCGCCACCUGUCAACCAGGCGCCUGCCUGGGGCUUCGAGGCGCGCCUGCGAGAAAUCUUUGAUAGAGUAGAUACGAGUGGCGACGGCGAUAUCUCCGUCGUGGAAGCAGUCAAAGCGCUGAGGAAGGACGAUGACUUCGCCAAGGUGCUCGGCUUCGACAAAGCUACCAGAGUAAGACAGGAGGACGGUACCAGAGAUCAGUUGAUCCUCGCGCUCGGCGCGCUUGAUGCCGACGGCGACAAGAAGGUGAGCUGGGCGGAAUUUAGGAGGGUCGCCACUUGUUAUAUUCCGUUCGGCGCGCCGGCAGCGACCGAUCCGUUUUCAGCGCCGUCGGCCCCUGUCGGCCAGCCGAGCGACCCCUUCGGCGCGCCGCAGCCGCCACCGCGCGCACCACAACCGCCACAGGACGCCUUCGCGGCGCCAGCGCCGCCGAGCGCCGACCCGUUCCACGCGGCGCCGGCGGCGCCCGAUGUGUAUCAUGGUGGCUGGGGCGGUCAGCAGCCGCCUCCGUCGAACGUUUUCGCGGCGACGGAGCCGGUUUUUGAGUCGCCCGCACCGAAGGCCGCCGCGCCGCGGAACACGGCGUCGCCCGACUUGUUCGGCGACUCCGUCGCGCCGUCGACCGUGUCGAGUGGCGAGAAGAAGAAGGCCGCGAAGAACUUUGAUUUCGGCCUGCACUCGGAACUUGUGUCGUUAGAUCUGAACGCGAACGGUGCCCCACCAAAAGCCAAGAGCGCCAUCAAACAAAAACCUGCCGUCGCCAUGAACAAGAUGGCGACGACGGAACGGCGGUCGUCGAUGCUGAGCACGCAGCCCAUGGGCGCGCCCCCGGCGAUGGGCAUGGGCGCGCCCCAGGCGAUGGGCAUGCCGCAGCCGAUGGGCAUCCAGGCCCACCCCGCGUUCGCGCGCUACACAGCCGAACAACAACAGUGGUUGCUGGCUCAAACCCCACAAGUCCAGGCACAGUACCUCCAGUAA
This is a messenger RNA of Pelagomonas calceolata, 2433 nucleotides long. The record is from the annotation of a GenBank genome assembly. Lineage: Eukaryota; Pelagophyceae; Pelagomonadales; Pelagomonadaceae.